Messenger RNA from Solenopsis invicta (red fire ant), 4934 nucleotides. It is a transcript of the gene Idh, whose product is annotated as isocitrate dehydrogenase [NADP] cytoplasmic. Gene Ontology annotation, cellular component: peroxisome; cytosol; mitochondrion. The coding region runs from base 668 to 2128 and encodes 486 amino acids. The transcript is spliced from 2 exons. Gene Ontology annotation, biological process: isocitrate metabolic process. Lineage: Eukaryota; Metazoa; Arthropoda; Insecta; Hymenoptera; Formicidae. The record is from RefSeq and is a predicted model, not a curated record. Gene Ontology annotation, molecular function: magnesium ion binding; NAD binding; isocitrate dehydrogenase (NADP+) activity.
UACUUUCGAUUGUAUCGGCAGACGGUGAGACGUCUCGAGAUGUCUCGAAAUAGCGUCGACGGGAAGAAGCGGUUCCGGCGGCUUUCGGCGAAGUCGCGCCGCAAGGUCUCAAGGUCGAGGAGAGAAGCGAUAUUGGAUAGAUAAACACGCAAGACCGCGCGAGUACGUCACGAUCUCGUACAUCCCCCGUAAAAAACACGAACCGAUAGCGGACAAGACCCACGUGGGCUCUCUCUCGGACGACGCCGUUCGGUUCGACGUCGCGUUCGCGUGCCGACUGCACGAGAAGGAGAGAAUAAGGCGAGGAGUGAGACAGAUUCGUUUAAUCUAAUUCAAGAUCGGGACGAGCGGAGAAUUCGCUUUCGGCAGCAAACGGGGGGUACAAACUCUAAUGCUCGACAUGUGACUUGAACCGCGAGCAGAUAACACGAGCUGCAUCUCUUAUCAGCGAUCACGAAUCGACCUAGGACUAGACGCUCCGCGCCGACUGUCGCGCUAACAAUUGAUGCUUAGAAAACGCCAAGUGUCGGUGUGACGUAAGGAAAGGCGAAACAGCUGUGGUGAAAGACUAGAGGAAUUCGGGAAGGAGGAAAAUAAUUAAGAAAACACGUACGCAUCGUUGGAGAGGUGGGUGACACUCACACAUACACAUAUAUUUGAGGCUGCCAUGCUUGCACCGUUCCAUGCCCCCCACCGCGUCCUCCAGCCGUACGUGCAUUUUAUAAGGACUGUACGCUCGUUACAGUCAGCCAGUUAUCACGGUGUGACCGUUACCGCGUCAUCGUUGUCGUCCUCGUUCGGCGUACGGGAAUCGGAUUGUCAUCGUCCUCGCCACCUGCUCAGAAAUCCGUCGUCGGUAGCGCAACUUGCCAAGAUUCUCGGCGCCUCCUCGUUCGCGACAAUGGCCAAAAUUAAGACAGGACCAGUCGUCGACAUUCUUGGCGAUGAAAUGACGCGCAUCAUAUGGGAUUCGAUCAAGGAAAAACUCAUCUUGCCCUACUUAGACAUUGAGUUGCAUACGUACGACUUGGGUGUCGAGAAUCGCGACGCGACGGACGACAAGGUGACGGUGGAAUGCGCUGAGGCAAUCAAACGUUACAACGUCGGCAUCAAGUGCGCCACGAUCACGCCCGACGAGAAACGCGUGGAGGAGUUCAAGCUGAAGCAAAUGUGGAAGAGCCCGAACGGCACCAUCAGGAACAUCCUGGGCGGCACGGUCUUCCGCGAGGCGAUCAUCUGCAAGAACAUACCGCGCCUGGUGAUCUGUUGGAAGGAGCCAAUCAUCAUCGGCAGACACGCGCACGCCGAUCAGUACAAGGCUACGGAUUUCGUGGUGCCAGGUCCGGGAAAGCUGGAGAUCAUGUGGACUGGCGAUUCCGGCGAGAAAAUCAAGCAUACCGUUCACGAAUUCAACGGAGCUGGCAUCGCUCAGGCUCAGUACAACACGGACGAGAGCAUUCGCGCUUUUGCCCAUAGCUCGUUCCAGUACGCGUUAUCGCGCAACUAUCCGCUCUACUUGUCCACCAAGAACACAAUCCUCAAAAAGUACGAUGGUCGUUUCAAGGACAUAUUCCAAGAGAUCUACGACAAGGAGUACAAACAGAAGUUCGAGGCGAAGAAGAUAUGGUACGAGCAUCGGCUCAUCGACGACAUGGUGGCCUAUGCCAUGAAGUCCGACGGUGGUUUCGUAUGGUCGUGCAAGAAUUACGACGGCGACGUACAGUCAGACUCGGUGGCACAGGGCUACGGCUCCUUGGGCAUGAUGACAUCGGUUCUCUUAUGUCCAGAUGGUCGCACCAUCGAAGCCGAGGCCGCCCAUGGCACCGUCACCCGUCACUACCGUCAGUAUCAGCAGGGCAACGAGACGUCCACCAAUCCGAUCGCCUCUAUUUUCGCGUGGACUCGCGGGCUGCUGCAUCGCGCUAAGCUUGAUGACAACGCGCGCCUACGACACUUUGCCGAAACUCUUGAGAAAGUUUGCAUCGACACCAUCGAGGCUGGUUUCUUUACCAAAGACCUCGCCAUAUGUAUCAAGGGCAUGAGCAACGUCACCAGGGCCGAUUACCUCGAAACGUUCGAGUUUAUGGACAAGCUUGCCGAGAAUCUGAAGAAACAGCUCAACGCGUGACUGAAGGAUGACAACGAAGAAUGUAGCCUACGAGCCAAGUAUUAAGUCAUUGCAUUGUAAUGAAAGAAAAGAAAUAUUUACGUGGUUACGGGAAAAAACCAGGCUUCAACGAGCACAUUAUAUAUAUAUAAUUGCAUGCAUAUAAGAUUGUCACAGUUACGUCAAAUCUUCCUUGGUUUUAUGCUACAUGUCAUAAGCGCGUUUAAUUUUAUCUUAGAGUCAUUGAUCACGCCAUUGGUUUCGUAAAACGUCACUAGUCGAUUGCCUCAUAUUUUCCUCGUGGCUAUGUAAUAGAUAUAAAAGGCAAGAUAAUGAUAUUGACUAGUGAUUUGAUCAAUUCAACUCGGCAAAAUAAAUAAUAUGGUAUAAAUCAUUGUCAGUCGUAGCGCUACAUUUUAAAAUUGUAGAAUUUAUACAAUGCUACGAAUGGACGAAAUGAUUUAAUGAAACAGUUUUGUGCACUGGUUGGUUAAGGAAAGCGAAUCUAUUCAUAAAUAAUUGUAUAGAUUUUUAAAUAAAUUUUUUUAAUAGAAGGCAAUAAAUCAUAUUUAUAUAUAUAUAGAAAAACUCAUUAAAAUAACUUUGAAUCACUUUAUAUUAAAGGUUAAUCUACAUUGUGCUUUUCUGACUUUCAAUUUUUUUGCUUUUUGCCUCUUUUCAUACUAUUUACUGUUUUAUGAAAAUUGACGAGAUAAAAAUUAACCAACUCUGAAAGAAGACAAGAAAAACGUGACAAGAAAGACACUUGCCGAUAAAAUAGUGCUCAAAGAAACAAAAGGGUAAUAAAGAGCAAGAAACAGGAAGCGAAAAACACAUUGUUGAUUAGCCGUAACUACUUGUGAAAAAAAAUCUUUGGAAAAUUAAAAAGAAAAAAAACUUUUUUCUAACAGUAUGGAAAUUUUUUCUCGCUUUUCAAAUCUUUACAUUAAAAUUACGUGAUUUCAUUAUUAUUACUAUUAUUAUUAUUAUAUAUAUAUAUAUAUAUAUAUAUAUAUAUAUUCUCAUGGUUAUAUUAUAUAAAAAUUGUAAUAAUACAGUAUUGCAUUUUUUUUAAAUAUUUUUCAAAAAAGUUGCAAUUUAGCGUAGCAAAUAACAGCUUCUUAAUCAGUUACGUUUAUCGGCUAUCAACUCGUGAUUACUUAAUUUCGCCCACAGUUCAAACGAAUGUUGUGCUAAACGUCGAGAUAGGACUUUUCAUUUUGUUGCAAUCCGAGCAAAAUCGAUGGAAAACAAUUAUAUCUUCGACAUUUGAAUAAUUUAUGGAAUUGCAUAAGUAAUUACAAGAAUCUUAAUAAGUCUAGUUUUUUUUGUUAUCUGUAAGAUAUGUAGUAAAUAACGCACGAUAAGUAAACCAAUAAUUUCUCAUACAAAUCGACAUAUCAUUUGUUUGAAUCUUUUAAAGUAAAAGGUUUUAAACGGACGCUGAUUGGAAUGACUGAUCAAACUCUGAUUAACUUCUCAAAUAAUAUUUGUUAGCAUUUAUUUUGUUAGUAUAAAUGAAAUUACUAAUUUCUUAUCAAUCAACGUAUAUUUAUUAGUUUCUUAUCAUUUAAAAGAUUAAAAAUGAUGAAUUAUACGUGUUGGACAUUUUGUUGCGAGCGAUUCCACUGGUUGGAUUAAGCCUGAUUUAUGCAGACUGACGUAACCAUAAGAAAUUUGCCAAACACAAUCAAUUAUUCUUCUAGAAAUUGGCAAUGAAGUUGCCUUAAAAAUAAUUUUCAACGAUUAAAUAAAAAGAGGGAUUGAAGUGUAAGGGAAAAUUACAAUUUUUAAAGCCUUAAAAGUGCACAAAGAAUCUGAUUAUUGUAUUAUCUUAUUAAUUUAUAUUUCUGUAGAGUUUCUAUGAGUUUACCAGAUCAAUGCGGAAGUCUUGAUCCCCUUUUUGGUAUUCUUAUUAGUUGACAGAUAUUAUGGAAAUUAUAUUAGAAAAAACUAAAGCUGUGACGUCAAAAACUGUCUAUGAAAAAUUCAUGCGAUUUAAAUUAUUUAUAGUGCUACUUUAUAUAGGCAAAAGUGAGUCUAAAAAAGAAUAUUAUUUAUGUGUGAUUAUAAUUUUUUAAGUUUCUGAAAGCAACAAAAAUAAGGAAUAUUAAAAAAAUGCUUGUGAUGAAUUUUGGGAAUUCAAAAUGUUUUUUAACAACUACUGUAUUUGUUCUUUUCCAAAAUUUGUACAUUAUAAUCGCAAGCAAAUAUUUCUUUUUUUUUUAACUUAUUUUUACCGAUUUUUACUAAAUAGCACUGUAAAUAACUCAAACGACACAAACUUUUUUUUAUAGCCAGAUCUUGACGUCACUUUUUCAACGAUAAGUAUCAUCGUAUCUGUCAUCAUAGUAGGUAUCUGUCAGUAUUAAUACUCUGUAAUAUUAUCUUUUCAAAUAAGUCCAGAACUUUUGCACUCACCUAUUAGGUAUGCACAAAAAUUCUGGCGGUUCAUUUCAGAGUUUUUCAACUUUUAAGUAUAAUAUAUUGAUCCCAAUAUCAAUGCAUGCGACUCCAUUUUUAUAAUAAUUCUUGCAGCAACGAUUGAGAAAAUAAGAGGAAGUUUUAGUAGCGUUUAUGAACAGCAUUUAUGAAAUAAGAACGGAAGUUAUUAAAAUGCACAUAAAAGCGUUGAAAGUAAAACUGAUUAUUUCUUUCGCUUAUUGCAACAUCGCCAUACACAUUAUAUAUUUUGCCGUGUGCUUCAGUCUUAGAAUAAAUUCAAAAAGCAAAGGAUAAGUCUGUUAUGUAUAAUAACUUCUCAAUUUUACUUGGCAAACAUUUUUUUUAUUACAUCAAUAAAAAACACUUAUUAUGUCUCGUUCAA